AACAGUAACAUAUUGGUCUAUGGUGCAAUAUAAUAAUAUACAGUUUUUUUAAUAAUAUUAUUAUCAUCUAUGAUUGGAAAGUCAUAAGAUCUUGGCAGUCGGUGGGCCGAGGCUCGGAAUCCGAAUUGACACCAGACGGAAUAAUAAUAUUAUAUCGGGCACCAGCGCUCGGUUAGCUCCUAGCGGACCAUCGGCCGGCCGGAUUGCCAGAGCCCAGAAGUGUCAUACUAACUUCGAUAUUCAAUAAAAACACCCGCUUGUUACAUACCCGUCGCUUAGUGUUCACCUGUUCGCUGUUAAGUCUUUGUGGUAUCCGUUUAGUGCUUAGUUAGAUACAUUUUUUCCACAGUAUCCACUCGCUGGUCGUACGCACCGUUUGCAACUCCAAUUGCUAAGGCGAGUCAAUAAGUGCUGUUGCAAUGAGUGAUGAAAAAUUGCAGCAGGGUCAUAAAAUCACAACAGUAAAUUCAUCAACUAUUCCAAGUAUGAAUUCAGGAAUUCUAUGUAUGAAUAUGAUAGACCAAGAUAAUGCUGUAUUAAAAAUUCAUACCGAACCAAAAGACAUUAUUUUAGACCAGGAAGUGGUUUCAUCCAAAGAAUGUUCAACAACUACAAAGACAGAUAAAUCAUUAACUAGUUCAACAUUUAAAGUUUCUGUAAAUGGUAAUCCAGUUCAUGAAAAAAUAUCAGAUAUGCUAUCAAUUUCAACUCCAGUUACUGGAAUUUUAUCAUCAGUGGCAUAUUCUAUGAUUGAUGUACAGACUACACAAAAUCUUCUUUAUUAUGAAUUUCCGAGAACUAUUACAGCAAUAUCAUCGAUACCAACCGAUUUUAUGCUAGUUUCUUGUAUACCUCGUAAUAUCAUGUCAUUAUAUGUACAACCAAGAAUUGAUUAUGAACUGCAGUUUAAUAUAUUUAAUGCUCGUAACAUACUCAGAUGUACUACAUUCAUAUAUGGGCCAAACGUGGUAAAUGUAUUACCAAAAAUUGAGCAUUUAAAAUACUCUAUGAAAAUAUGUUACAAUGAUAAGCAUCUUUCACCUUCAAUGGAUGUUUUUAAAAUCACAACUGGAACACAAGUAACACAAUCAUUUCAAUUAAAAUGUGUAGAAAAGGUUUCAGUUAGAAAACUACAAAAUGUGAAUGGAAUCAAUUUAUACAAUCCUCAUGAGCUUAUUAAUAAUCUCAAUAAUGAUGUAAAGAUUACAACUGACAUCAGAAAGAAAAAUCAAACAUCAACAAAUAACCAGACAAAUUGACCAAAUUAGACCAUUAUAAUAGAACACGAAAAUUUGAUGUGAAUUCAUUACACUGCAUAAUUUACAGGUAUUAAAUCUAUAACUUACAUUAAUUGGAUCAAUAAAAAUGUCUUUUAUUCAAAUAUAAAAAUAAAUUUUACUGAAUAGUGCAUUGCAUUAUAUUAAGUAUGGUAGAUUUAAUAUAUAUUCAUAAUUUAAUAAUUAACAGUUUAGACUCCGCUAACA
This is a messenger RNA of Rhopalosiphum padi (bird cherry-oat aphid), 1484 nucleotides long. RefSeq lists its product as uncharacterized. Lineage: Eukaryota; Metazoa; Arthropoda; Insecta; Hemiptera; Aphididae. The record is from RefSeq and is a predicted model, not a curated record. Bases 420 to 1259 code for a protein of 279 amino acids. The transcript has 6 exons.